UCUUCCAGACAACCGCCGGGAGGCGACAGGGUGCACUAACUUCACUGCGCUGGGUUUCUGCUUAACGUGAGUCGCACCAGGACUGAAUGGAGUCAUUCUACCCUUUACUCUAACUAAUUGCAGUUGGAUUAUCGCCUAUGCACAGUAUUAUCUUUCUUGAGAAGUCAAUCGCAACAACUGUGGCCGAGAAGAUAUAUUUUAUUGUAAGGAGUGUCAACACAUUGUCACCUCACAGCUGCUGGUCUGUCAACUCAUGGUGCGACGUUAACGGUGGAAAUUAAAGUCCGUCAUGUUCAAUCCACACAUCCAUCAACAACAGCAGCAGCAGCAACAACAGCAGCAGCAACAGUUUCACCAGCACCUGCGACAGCUACAACAACUUUUCCAACAGCAGCCUCCACCUCCGCCGCAGCCGCCACCUGGACAUCAUGUCGCCCAUCACCACCACCAGGCACAGCGAGCCAUUCCCGUCGCUCCCCAGACAGCCCCUCCUACAAGGAUGGUCAACCUGUGCCAGGCAACCCAGACUACUAUCCUCGCCCCCAAUCCCAUGCUGCAGGGGGCCCUGCUGAUGCAGCAGAUGCAGGGUAACAUGCGGGCUUUUGGGAUGGCUGGACAGCAGUUCCGUCAGUUCUUCACUGCUAGAUCCAGAUCCUCUCUGCUUGGGCCGGUUCCCAUGGGCAUGGCCAUCAAGUCCCCCAUGAUGGGUUUCCCAGCCGGUCGAUCAUUCCACCCACAUGCUCGCUACUACAACAACAACAACAACUCCUCCACCACCACAGCCUCUUCCUCCUCCUCUUCCAUCACUAUUGUAGACACUGCUGCUCGCCAACCAGACAGGAAGAGGGACAGUGAGCAGAUGGCAACAGAGAACACAGACAACCAACCAGCAGCUAGCAGUACCAAUGAAGCUGACAAGACUGAAACAGAUGGUGCCAUGGGAGUAGCCGAUGAACCCACACAGCCGUCCGAGGAGAAAGUUGAAGAACCUGUAGUCAAAAAGCAGAGGACAGAGGGGUCAGAGGAACAAUGUGUUGUUGAGACGGUCAUGAUUGCAGAUACAGAUGGGGAAGUUCUGUCUUCAGAGUGUAACAGCAACACAGAGGACAGCCAGCCUGAAGAUUGCAUCAUUCUGGAAGAAGGAUGCUCCAUGGGGAGUUCAGGUGUUGUUGACGCAUUGGAGGAGAGCAAAGCUGCUGAGGUGCACAGCUGUUUGUCAGCCCCGUCCCCUUCUGCCAGGCUGAGUGAAGAUGGUUUACUCUUAGAGGAGAUGCCCCAGGCCAAAGAUGCCCCUUUGGCUUCACCAGACAAGCAGCCGGAAGAAGAGGAUGGUGUAGUGGAGGGUGCCAGCACGUUCUACUGCUACCUCUGCAGCAUUACCUGCCACAACCAGCAAAACUUCAGGAGUCACAUGAACAGUGUUUCCCACCAGCAGAGGAUGAUGGAGAUCCAACACAUGAGCAACGCUUGCCUGGUCACCCUGCUGCCACGGGUGCAGGAGUCUCUACAGGAAGCAAUCAAAGAUGGAGAGAAGAAAGCUGACUUGAAGCAUUGGUGUGCCACCUGUCACACCCACUUCACCAGUAGCAUCAUGGACCACCGUCGCACCGAGGAGCACAAACUCGCCAUAGCCAUCUCCUCCUGCACAGUCUGUAAGAAACACUUCAGGACCUCCCAGAUUUUUGUGGAGCACUUGCAGUCCCAGGAGCACAGACAGAAAUUAGAGAAGCUCCAGGAGCAGGAGGGCAGUGAGGCCUUAGGCAAGCUGACGGCUAUGGACACAGACGGCUUCUCGUUGGAAGAGGUGGAGGGCAGUGAGGUGGGGGAGGGAGAGAAAAGCCAGAUAAAUGAACAGGUACAGGAUGACUGGUCCUCCCUUAAAGAAGUAACUCUAAAGGACAUGGCCAGUGAUGAGCAGUAUAACUCUGACACAGUCUACGGGUCCAGUUUUUUUGUUCCAGUGGCUGGUUUCAUCUGCAGACUCUGCAACAAGUUUUACCACUUUGAAUCAUCUGCCCUACACACCCACUGCAAAUCAAUCCUGCACUUUGAGAACCUCAAGAGGUACAGAGAGUUGCUGGGUCAAAAGAGUGGAGCUGUGGAAUCAUCCAGCGAGUCUCUACUAGCUGCAGACGGCCUCAGACCGGCAACAGAAACCACCACAGACUGUAUGGAAGAAAAUUCCCUUUCUGAGGAGAUUGGUUUAGUGAUGAACUCUGUCCAGCCCAUCAUUACCCUCACCAAACUGAACAUGCAGACAGAAAACCAGCAACAGGCAGAACAAGCAGAACCUGACCUAACAUCACAGGACUCUAUCAGCACCUCAGCAACCAGCACUGGCAACAUAGACCAAGAGCUCAGCCUACACAUCAAGGAGGAAGGGACCACAUCCCAGGCCUCUGUCGUUCUGGAGAUUCCAGCCGGGCUGCCUGCUGGUAGCAGAGAGGAGCCAGACUUGGAGCCAGCAGCUGCUGCUGAGGAUGCACAUGAAGACCAGAAGGAGAGGGAAGCUCCUGCUGUCCCAGGGAAAAAGAAUGGCACAGGGAAGGCAAAACCCAAACGCAGGUCAGGCAGGGCCACUAACAGACGCUGAGUCACAAAUAGGAUGUGGAAAGAGUGGGAACCUGGCACAAUCGUAACCUUAGGACAGGAUGUGUCAGUAUGUGAAGAGAUUCUUCCAUGAAACCGAGACCAAGAAGUGAACAGCCGUACCUCUCUCCAUGUUGGGAUGUCUGAAUAAACCACACACCAAUAAAUAGGAAGAAUGAUGGUGAAUCACGGUGAAGCAUAACUUCUUUUGUGAUGCUCUUCCUGGGUGGGAAAUUUAACACCCGACAGCUGUUGCAUACAUAUUAAAUCAGGGAUGUGUGGCUAUGUAUCUUCAUAUUGGCUACCAGGAAUGAAUCUCCAGCCUCGCAGUUUGAUUACAGCAAUCAAAAUGAGAUCACUAUAAGAUCUGGGAAAAGGAGCUCAGAACAAACAAAUCUUUCCAUAUUAACAAAUCU
Messenger RNA from Etheostoma cragini (Arkansas darter), 3005 nucleotides. It is a transcript of the gene ciz1a, whose product is annotated as cdkn1a interacting zinc finger protein 1a. The transcript has 16 exons. Gene Ontology annotation, molecular function: nucleic acid binding; zinc ion binding. Lineage: Eukaryota; Metazoa; Chordata; Actinopteri; Perciformes; Percidae. Gene Ontology annotation, cellular component: nucleus. Bases 290 to 2593 code for a protein of 767 amino acids. The record is from RefSeq and is a predicted model, not a curated record.